AUGGAGCUGAUGGUGCUGCUCAAUGCCCUGGUUACUCGCCUGCUCUUCGUUUUGCACUCUCUCAUCGGGGUCUGGAGAGUGACUGCGGUGAAGAAAGAACCCAAGUACUGGCUGCUGGCACUGCUCAAUCUUCUCCUGUGCCUGGAGACAGGGCUCACCCUCAAGUUUAAGCAAGGCAGAGGCUACAAAUGGUUUUCACCAGCAAUAUUUUUAUAUCUGAUUUGCACAGUACCAUCACUAUGGCUACUAGAAAUUCAUCAUGGGACUCAGUACUGUGGUAAUGAGCCUGGGGCAGUUCAGGUGAAUGUCAGCAACCAAGACUUCAAUCAAUCCAGAGACAGUAGUCAUGGAAGUGAGGGAACAGAUCACAACAUCAUUCAGACGGCUAAAGUCUUUGUCAAUCAGCUCUCCACAAUCUGUGAGACUGUAUGGACACUGGCCCUACACCAGACUUUUCUACUGCUGCUAGUAGUUGGGAGAUGGCUUCUCCCCAUCGGAGUUGAAAUCACUCGGGAUCAGCUGUCUCAGCUGCUUCUCAUGUUUGUGGGAACAGCAGCAGAUAUACUUGAAUUUGCUAGUGAAACCCUGGACAUCGAGGAUGUUCGGAAGAAUUACACUCUCAUCAAUGCAAUUCUUGCUGUAUGGACAUGGAGUAUGUUACAGUUUCCACUUGAUCUUGCAGUACAGCACAUUGGCUGCAAACCAACUGCAUCGGCCAGGCGGAUCCCCAGCCUGUUGCUGUGCAGGUACAGCGCGGAACUGUGGAACAUCGGGGUCAGCCUUUUCAUACAGGAUGGGCCCUUCUUCAUUGUGCGUUCAAUCCUGAUGGGCCACUUCAGAAUAUUCAAUCAGAUGCUGGUGUUUUUUACAGCUAAAAAUGUCUUAGUUGUGACUCUACAGUUGUAUCGUCUGGCGGUGAUAACGUUAGACUUCCGUACUACCAUUCUGCAGAAGAGCAGGAAAGGUGAAGUCUGCUGCUGCCCAUGUGAGCCUUACGAAGCUCGUACUCAUGCUACAGGUCAUCAAGAUAAUGAAAUGAAAGAGUUUGUCGCAUUUCUUCCAAAAAAGGAAUCCCAAGCUCCAGCAGAAGAUCAAUGA
Acanthisitta chloris (rifleman) is the source of this 1098-nucleotide messenger RNA. It is a transcript of the gene TMEM26, whose product is annotated as transmembrane protein 26. NCBI's taxonomy places the organism in Eukaryota, Metazoa, Chordata, Aves, Passeriformes, Acanthisittidae. The record is from RefSeq and is a predicted model, not a curated record. The transcript is spliced from 6 exons. The coding region runs from base 1 to 1098 and encodes 365 amino acids.